AUGGCCGCCGAAGCCCAAGUCGCUCUUCAAAUGAACCACAUCGACACAAUGCGCAACAUUUCUACUCGCUUGACCGACGCCAUUCUCGCUACCCAAGGUGCACCCGCUAUCGACGCUGAACUCGCUUUCCUCAAUGAUUUGUGGUCUCGCUUCAACACAACUCAUGAGAGACUUUUCGAGGAUAUACCAGAGAUCGUUGAAAACGAAUACCAUACUGGCAACGCAUUUGGUACCGCUAGUCAAGUCUACACGGAGCUUCUGGUGAGACUCACCGCUGCGAAACCCGCUCCAGAACCUGUUCAUGAUGCCCAUGCGGUCAAUCAUGAUCAAACCGCAUAUUUUGGAGGCGCGCACAAAACCAACUUACCCCAAAUCAAGUUACCAACUUUCCAGGGAACAUACGACGAAUGGGACUCAUUCAAGGACCCGUUCACCUCUCUGGUCAUCCAUGAAGACUCGCUUACUGGCGCGCAAAAAAUGCACUACCUGGAAACUCAGGUUAAAGGGGAAGCCGCUUCGUUAAUCGCCAACAUACAAGUCACGGAUGAUGCGUUCCAAUCGGCUUGGGAAUUAUUGAACACUUGCUACACAAACCCACGCAGAUUACUCGACAUGCAUGUCGAUGAAAUACUGUACCGACAACUGCUAACUGGCCACUCCGCUGCCGAACUUGACGCCUUGUUACUCGCUAAUAAGAAGUCGCUGGACGCCAUCGCUGCUCUGGGAGUACCAAUCAGCGAUUCUGAUCCAUUUUUGAUUCGCUUGACGGUACACUGUUUGCCAGAAGACCUUCGUGUGGAGUGGAUGGCCUCGCUAGGACUCUCUAACGAGUUCCUGACCUACAAGCAGCUGCACGACAUGCUGAAGGCAAAGGUACGUGCUUGGGAAAAUUCUGGCGUUGGCCUAAGAGCUCCCUCAGCUCAAUCAAAGGCAGGUACUGAAAGACCACCAGCACCAAAAACUUACUCUAGGUCUGCCGCUACUAGCAAGACAGGAGGCGCCACCAGUAGAUCCGCUCCUCCCUCCAAUGCAUCUACUUCACGAGGAGGCGCUAGUUACAACGCUUUCACUCCGAAAGAGAAGACGAGUGAACCAGGACUGUGUCCGAUAUGCAAGCAAAAACACUUUGUGUUGUUUUGCCCACGCUACCAAGAGGCGUCGCCACAAAACCGGAAGAUGAUGGUCUAUCACUACCGGCUUUGCUACAACUGCUUGGGACGCCACCGCUUUGCUGACUGCAAGACUAAGGACAGAUGUCAACACUGUCAGAAGCCGCAUCGCACGUCCACGCACAUUGAUGAGACUUCCGCUAAAUCGGUACAGGAACCUGCCGUACCGACUCAAGGAAGUACAUGUACUGCCCGUGUACUUAUUGAUCAAGGAUCGGAGUUAUCCUUUGUGACGCAUUCGCUAAUUAAGAAGUUGGAUAUACCGCUAAACAGGGCAGCUAUACCAUUACGAGGGAUUGGUAAUGUGUCAGCUGGACACUCACUUGGAUCAUGCCAGGUGUCGCUGCAUUCGCUACAUAGUUCCGCUUCUAUUACUAUCCAAGCUCAUGUGCUUGCUCUAUUGACGGUGAACUUGCCGUCAUUCACGCUAACCAACAAGAAAUGGCCGCACAUAAACGGUCUACAACUCGCUGAUCCAGACUUCUUAACAUCUCGACCUAUUGACAUCAUUCUGAGUGCAGCACCAGCUGCACACAUAAUCAACGCUAAAAUAAGGAAGGGUAAUAACAAUGCCCCAAUCGCUCAGUCAACGACGCUUGGCUGGAUCAUCUAUGGAUCUGUGGACACCGCUACAUCUAAAUUGACAGCUUAUGGUCAUCAUGUCACUGUUGAUGAUCAAUUACAAGACUUGCUGAGCAAGUUUUGGUACCAAGAAGAACCACAGACAGAAUUCGCUAUACACUACAAUGAAGAUGAAGAAAAGUGUGAACAACACUUUGUCAAUACACACUACAGACAGACUGAUGGUCGAUAUGUCGUUCGCUUGCCGCUUAAAUCCUCUUCAAGUCAACUGGGUGACUCGCUACGAGCUGCGCAAUACGCUUUACUACGUCUUCGCAAACGUCUGGAUAAUGAUCCGAUCUACAAGAAGUUAUACUACGACUUCUUGAAAGAAUAUGAAGACUUGGGGAACAUGAGACGCGUAAAAUUAAAGGAUUUACCACCAAACAGCUACAUGUUGCCUCAUCAUGGGGUUCUUAAAGAACAGAGCACCACCACCAAGCUCAGGGUGGUAUUCAAUGGAUCAUAG
Molecule: messenger RNA, 2259 nt
Organism: Microplitis mediator
Lineage: Eukaryota; Metazoa; Arthropoda; Insecta; Hymenoptera; Braconidae
Exons: 2
Coding region: 1-2259 (752 amino acids)
Source: RefSeq, a predicted model, not a curated record